AUGUUCUAAUAGGCAAAGGAGAUUUUGAUUGAAGAAUCUAACGUCUAACCAGCACAUGCACUAGUUAUAAGUUUUGGUGAUAUUCAUCGUUAAUUACAUAAUUUGAUGGAACUAUUUAAAAUAGGUGGCAAAGCAUCAGUAAUGAAGUGAUUUUAUUUUGAGGAUUGCUAAUUAUCUUUUUAUGGGAGAUUAUUUAGAUCAAGGUCAUCAUUCUGUAGAAUAUGUAGCACUUUUAAUAUUGUUAAAAGUGUAAAAUAUCUAAUGAAAAUUGAUAAGUCGAGACAGAAUAAAUAUAUUAAGAGGUAACCAACAAUCAAGAAAUAUUACAUAAAUGUAUUGAUUCUAUUAGGAAAGUUCUGGUAAGUAUGGAAACAGCAAUGUUUGGAAAUGCUUCACUGAAUUGUUUGAUUACAUACCAUUAAAAGAAGUUAUUGAAAAAUCAAAAGUAAAUUCUUUUUUAUUCAUAAAGUUCGUCUGUCUUUAUGGAGGUAUUUCUCAAUCUAUUAAUAAAUUGAAUCACAUUAGUUAAUUAGAUAGAUUUUAAGAAGUAUCACGUGAAGGUCCUAUUUGUGAUUUACUUUGA
This is a messenger RNA of Paramecium sonneborni, 583 nucleotides long. Lineage: Eukaryota; Ciliophora; Oligohymenophorea; Peniculida; Parameciidae. The record is from the annotation of a GenBank genome assembly.